Anopheles coustani is the source of this 993-nucleotide messenger RNA. RefSeq names its product retinaldehyde-binding protein 1-like. NCBI's taxonomy places the organism in Eukaryota, Metazoa, Arthropoda, Insecta, Diptera, Culicidae. Bases 1 to 993 code for a protein of 330 amino acids. Gene Ontology annotation, molecular function: phosphatidylinositol bisphosphate binding. The transcript is spliced from 2 exons. The record is from RefSeq and is a predicted model, not a curated record. Gene Ontology annotation, cellular component: membrane.
AUGGUGUCACCAGCAAACGGAAUGAAUUAUUCUAUCGAGAAAAGGCCAGAGAGCUAUGAUAAGUACGAGUUUACGCUACCCGAGCAUUAUCGGAAGAUGGCUAAGGAAGAACUCCGUGAGGACGACGAGAUUCGGGAGCACUCGUUGGCGCAGAUGCGCGAGUGGAUCGCCAAACAUCCCUACAUCCGAAAGUGCCGUACCGAUGCAUCAUUUCUUCUACGGUUUUUGCGCUUCCGAAAGUUCUCCGUCCCGACAGCGUGCGAGGCGCUGGAGCGCUACCUGGCGAUGCGCAACACUUUUCCGGAGUGGUUCAAAAAUCUCGACUGCAACGAACCGAUUAUUAGAGAGAUUCUCGAAAAUGGUGUGUUUACGAAGCUCGGACAGAAUAAGGACGGUCGCACGGUGAUAAUGUUCUGUAUGAAAAUAAUGGAUCCGGAUAAGGUUCUGCCGAUUCACCAGGGCCGUGCAAUGGCCCUACUGAUCGAGACCAUGCUCGAAUGGGAGGAAGUGCAGAUCGGUGGAUUUCAGGCGAUGCUCGAUUUUACCGACACCGUUAUGAAGCUGUACGGUUCGUGGGGAGUGACCGAUAUGAAGAUCUUCAUGGAUGCCGUGAACCGUUCGUACCCGAUUCGAAUCCGGGAGAUAAAUGGUCUGAAGUUCCCAAAGUUCGCCGUUUCCAUCCUUAAUCUCCUGCUAACAUUUGCCAGCCCAAAACUGAAGGAAAGAAUUGUGUGUCACAAGACCACGAUGGAGUACAAGGCGAAGAUCGACCCGGAACUGCUUCCAAAGGAGUACGACGGUGAACUGGACAUGGAAGAUCUGCGACGCAAGUUCCGCGAGCAUCUAGAAGACCGGCGCAAUGUGAUAUUGGCCCUAGACGAGAUGGACAUUGACACGGCGCACUAUUCUUCCCUCUGGAACCAGUCGAACCUGGUGGAGAAUGAGGUUGAAGGCGGUGUGGCCGGUAGUUUCCGUAAGUUGAACGUGGAUUAA